Messenger RNA from Owenia fusiformis, 1565 nucleotides. The record is from the annotation of a GenBank genome assembly. NCBI's taxonomy places the organism in Eukaryota, Metazoa, Annelida, Polychaeta, Sabellida, Oweniidae.
GUUUCAGAAAAAAAAGUAAGCAGUCAGCAUUUGAGAAGGAUUCAGAAUUGAAAUCUAUCGACAUCAUGAUGGAUAAAUAUAAAUUGAUAACAGUCCUUAUCUUUAUGUUAGCUUUUGUAUUAGCGAUAGCUAGGAGAUGUGAUAAGGAUGAAGAUUGUUUCAAGAGGAAGUUUUGUAACUCAUAUCGCAAGUGUGUUCCGAGAGGAGAAUGCCGCUUUCCUGACUGUGCCCUGGGAUGCCUAAAGGACAUUGAAUGUGGAGUCAAUACCUACUGCCAUUCUAAUGUGUCGAUUGGGGUUAUAAGAAAUAACAUUACGUAUGGCGCUUGUCUAACUGUAAAAAAUACCGGAGACGCCUGUGUUAGCCAACGAGAAUGUAUUUACAAUAAUGAAUGUUACUUCAAUAAAUGUGCUAAUAUUACGAGGAAAUUAAAACCCAUCGAUAAACAAGUCAAACUUGUAGCAUGUGCAAAAGACAGUGACUGUAACAAUAGUGGAUUAUACUGCCCUAUUGGACAAGCUGAGACACGUUUGAAGGGGAAAGAUCUUGGCAAAUGUCGAGAACGCCUCAUUCAUGGAUUGGCUUGCACAAGAGAUGGUGAAUGUCUAAUAAAUAACAUGUGUCAUAGAAACCAAUGUUACAAGAACACGACACAAUACAUGCGUGGUAAGCCAUGUGCCAGCACCAAAGACUGCUUUUUUGAAGAUUUAAUGUACUGCGCCCAUAGUACUUUGUGGACAUGUGCGAACAGAGUCGAAGAUUACAAACAAUGUUAUUACGAUUUUGAAUGUCUGAAAGGCCGAAAAUGUGUACAGUGGCGACAAAACCGCGAGCAUUGUAUACCUCCCCCUUUCAUCUGGUCCAAACCCAGAAAGACGUGUACACACGAUAGUCAAUGCCUGUAUGCGCAAAAAUGUCACCACAAUGAGUGUAUGAAGGCAACGUAUACAGUUUUAUAUGACAAAACUUGCGAUCUGAAAUGCAAUGUUCCUAACACAACAGUUGACUACAUAAGAAUGGUACAAGGUAGAUCGGCAAUACACGUUUUCUACGAAUGUUGUACAGAAAUUGAAAUACGAGACGAAGACCGGAAAUACCUUAGUGAUACCAUUAAGAACAUUGUUACUAGAAUCAAGGAGGUUGGUAUUCGUAGAGACCCACAAAGUGCAUAUGGAAAUUUGGCGUAUACACUUGGCGGAAGGAACAUUAUUGUUGGUUUUGAUGCAUUUACAAAAGAACACAAGGGUCCAAGAAAAUGGUUAGAUUGUGAAAGACUUCCCAGCAGUUGUUAAGAAGUGCACGGACCUGGAGACAAUUCGAGAAAUAUAGGCUAAUGCCACCUUUAACCCUUUGUUCCCGCCUUAUUAUAAAGACGAUCGCGCGACGUGUUUUUAAAGUAUUUUCAUGCGCUUUUCAGUAAUAUAAUUUUUCAUAGAAAAGUUUGAUGAUGCGAUAUACUACUUUUUAGGCUAAAUAUAUCCAGACAUCUUCAUAUGCGACAAUGGCUAUUCAUGACGUCAUAAGUGCUUUUUCGGACACAAUAAGAAUUUCCUUAUAUCUUGGAA